AUGGCAACUCUCAAUACUCCUCCUACUCAACCGAGCCAGGUCACUCCUGCUCAAGCUGUCGAGGUCCUUUGGUCGGACGCCGUCACUCACAUCAAGUCUACUGAUGGCGAAGUUUUUGUGCCUUUCAACGUUGUCGAGACUGUGAUCGGCCAGGACGGCCUGAUGGCUAUUUCCAAGCGCCUAGCGUCACUUCUGAACAAGCAGGUUCAGAUCCUAGCUGACACCAGCAUUGAGUGCUACCGAGUUUACCCUCACGAGUUCACCAAGGACAUGAUUCCUGAUCAGCUCAAGGUUGGCGGCAAGGCUCUGAGUCUUGCAGAUCACCGGUGCAUCUCCAAGGCUGUUCAUAAAGCAGCUAGUCGGAAUGGCGUCCGCAUUCCUGCUCGUUCCGCCAAGGUUCCACGUCCUCCCAACUCUUUCAUCCUCUAUCGUCAGGCCAAUCACCACGCUGUGAAGGCGGCUAACCCCGACAUUACCAACAACGAGAUCUCCCGCAUUCUUGGUGCUCGCUGGAAGAACGAGUCCGAUGAAAUUCGUCAGCGCUACAUGAUUCUUGCCGAUGACUUGAAGAAGCGCCACUCUCUCGCCCACCCUGAUUACCAGUAUACUCCACGCCGCCCCUCUGAGCGCAAGCGCCGUGCCUCCCGUGCCAUGCCUACUCGUGACAACUUUGCCCAGAAUGAAGAUGAAGACGAGAAUAAUGAUGAGGGUGACGUUAUGUUGCAUUCUAGAACUCAUUGUACUGUUGUGGAUGAAGACUUCCUGGACGUGUUGGGAAACAAUGGACUUCUCUACGGUCCCAACGGAGUUGAGCCUCUUCCUGCCGGCUACAACGACUAUGAGCGUCAGCAGAUUGCCAACGAUCAGAUUUCGGGUGCCACCCUCUGCGAAAUGGAAUACGACCCAAUUCCUUGGUACGAGAUGCUCACACUUGACAAGGAAUAUCAGCAGAUGCUGUACCACGAGGAUAGCUAG
Molecule: messenger RNA, 975 nt
Organism: Penicillium nucicola
Lineage: Eukaryota; Fungi; Ascomycota; Eurotiomycetes; Eurotiales; Aspergillaceae
Product: HMG-box domain-containing protein
Exons: 3
Coding region: 1-975 (324 amino acids)
Biological process (GO): cell differentiation; negative regulation of transcription by RNA polymerase II; anatomical structure morphogenesis
Molecular function (GO): RNA polymerase II cis-regulatory region sequence-specific DNA binding; DNA-binding transcription factor activity, RNA polymerase II-specific
Source: RefSeq, a predicted model, not a curated record